GUUAAAGCAGAGUAAUUCACCACACCUUGCUCCUAUUACUCACAGUUCUGCGUGUCAUUGGAAAAUAAUGUGAUUUUGUUUACCAAAGUACAUUUAUUUAUUAUUAAACUCAUAUUUAAGUCUUUAGAAUGGCAGCUUCUUACGCAAAUCGUCAGCAAAAAGUAAGUGGUCGACUUGGCAGUCAGUCACAAAUGAUGAACACAGCCUCACAGCCAAACUUGACGGGGACUUUAAACCGGACUCAAGUUGAACGGCGACCUGCUCAAUUUAUUUCUGCCAGCAGCAAAAGUCGUUUAGAUUCUGACAACACUUCAAUUGAUGGACAAGAAAGUCCGGGAACCCUUAGGCGUAGUAGGGCCAAAUCGCAAGACAGGCUCAACAGCUCAAGCGGUAGUCUCGGUGGUAGCAGAAGCAACCUUCUAUCGUCAGGCCAGGAGCGACAACAGCCCAGUUCUACCAAACAACUGAACCCCAAUCUAAAGCCUAGACCCAGUCUUGAUGACAGCAGGGGCAACAUUGUGCCGAAUCCACAACUACAGCCCAACAGCCCAAACUACAGCAAUGUUCAAAACUACGCCAACAAUAACAAUAAUUAUGAAAAGGAUAUUUACAGUAAAACCUUGCCAAGAGACAAAAGAGACUCACAGCCUAGAGGCAGAGACACACAACCUAGAAACAGAGACACGCAACCUAGAGACAGAGACACACAACCUAGAGACAGAGACACACAACCUAGAGACAGAGACACACAACCUAGAGACAGAGACUCUAGAGAAAGAGACACACAACCAAGAGAAAGAGACUCUAGAGACAGAGACUCACAACCUAGAGACAGAGAUUCACACAGCAGUCACUCAAGUGUCACCAGCCAGCAAAGUGGGGCCGUGACAACGCCAAACCUCACCAGAUCCACAUCAAACUCAUCGUCCACUACCUCAGUGGUGGACAGUAAAUUUCAUGAGUUUGAAAAGGUCAGAGUUGAUUACCUGAGGAGAGGAAAGCUCUAUGAGGACACAGUAUUUUUACCUGUCAAUGCGUCUGCUUAUUUCAGCAGGGAGCCACCAAUGGCCUUGGAAUGGAUACGAGCAAAAGUAUGUUAAUGUUAUGUAAUCUGAUAAAUAAUUCCAUUUUAAUUAAUCAUGGACAGCAGUUAAUUUAUAUGUCCAGAAAUUCCCUUUUUUGACAUGGAGAGUUCUUUUUCACUUUGAGAGUGAGACAUUUUCAUUAAUAAUCCAAAUAUAAGCUAAAUAAUCCUAAAUUCCAAAACAUUCCUACAUGUGUUCCUAAACCAUGAUGGACCACAAAAGAUUUUCCACGGGUUUGGGGGCUGAAAUCAUAUUAUAUUCAUAGGUGUACUGAAAAAAUUUUUCCGAUGUGUUUUCAUUUAUACUAUUAAUAGACCUUUUUAAAUAUAUCGGGGUUUCCAAGUAAGUUUGUUUCUAUAAAAUGGCUCAAACAAUUUGGGCACAUGUGCUAUAUAUGAUUAAGAACAAUUAAAGGUUUUGUUGAGUUUUCCUGUAGGCAUUCCUAACAAAAAUUUGGUCCAUAAUUCAAGUUCAACUCUUUCUAAUUCAACAUUUUUUAAAAUGUAUUGAGUUAUGUUAGAACACGAUGCACGAUAAAAAAAACAAAAAAAAAGUUAAACCAUUUAACUUUUAUUGUUUUUACUCUCAUGAAAUGUUUAAGUUUAAAUAUUUUGUUGUUUUUAGGACAUUGCACGAACAAACAGGCAGGCACCAAAGUUUAUUAUCAACGAUAUUGAGCGAUUCGAUGUUGUACAAGGGGAAUUAGGUAUGUAUAAAUCUGAAGGAUAAUUUAUAUUCAGCUAUUUAUCUAAUCAUUUUGUUAUUUUUAACAUUUUUACCAACACAUUUGUCAAAUAAAAGCCCUUAUACGACAGGACUUAUCAACUAAAGUUAUGUUGCAUUUUCAGUUUUAUUUUUCAUCGUUACAAAAAUAAAAUUUCCUUAAUAAUCUUUUUCUGAAAUAUUACCUUGAUGUUGGUGAGCUGAGCCAUCAACUUUGGGGUGAGAAGUAGAAAGUCUAGAUAGAUAAUUUCAACGUACCGGAUAUCUAAAAAAAAAUGUUCUCUCACCAGGGGACUGUUGGCUUGUGGCAGCCAUGGCUUGUUUGGCCAACCCUGAACAUCGCAACCUCUUUGAUAGGGUUGUACCCCCGGGCCAGAGCUUUCAGGAGAACUGGUACUCUGGAGUUUUUCGUUUCAACUUUUGGCAUUUUGGGCAAUGGAAGCAAGUUCUUGUUGAUGACCUGCUGCCAACAUCCAACGGGCAGCUGGUGUUUGUGCAUUCGUUACAGUCUAAUGAAUUCUGGGCUGCCUUGAUGGAGAAGGCAUAUGCCAAGUUAGUAUAUUUGGGUGCUUUUGAAUCUAAGUACCGGUAUCAAAAUUAAUGAAUAUAUUGCAAUGUAUUUUUAUGGACGAUUAUACAAUUUUUCUACAAUUUGCAUCCAUCUAUAUGUGAGCAUUAUUGAAAAUAACCUAGCAUUGAAAAUGAUCUAUAUGUGAGCAUUAUUGAAAAUAACCUAGCAUUGAAAAUUAUCUAUAUGUGAGCAUUAUUGAAAAUAACCUAGCAUUGAAAAUGAUCUAUAUGUGAGCAUUAUUGAAAAUAACCUAGCAUUGAAAAUGGGUACUUACAAAAAAGCCAAAUAAAAACUAUGAAUGAAAAUAAAAUAAUAUGCACAUAUACUACUGAAUAAUUAACUAUACUGUGUGAUUUAAUAUGUAUUAUUUGGGGUUAGGUAUUUAAAACCCUUUUCCUGCUUGAAAAAAAAGACAUUUAUCAUAUAUUUCAGACUUUAUGGCUCAUAUGAAUCAUUAAAAGGGGGUCAGAUGAUGGAUUCUCUCACUGACCUGACAGGUGGCGUCACAGAACAUUAUGAUAUCAGAGGUCCAUUGCGGGAUAUACCUACUAACAUUGUUAACAUACUUUUCAAGGCUCUUGACAGGAUGUCACUCAUUGGUUGCAGCAUAGAGGUAAGAUGCUCUCUGAUUGGCCGAAGAAUAAAAGUUAAGAGAAACAAAUUUAUUUUUUGCAAUUAAGUAUUUAGUACUAUUAGUCUAUCCUAGAAACUGAGCUGUUGUUUUUUGUUUUUUUUUGUCUUUAAGAAUUGUCCUUAUGCUCUCUUUUAAAGGGAUCACCUCAGAAAGAUCUUGGCAAUGGCUUGAUUGCAGCACAUUCCUACAGCGUUACCGAUCUUCGACAUGUAAGCAUAUAUUGUCUAAUCUUACGCCUUUACUAAAUGUAUCAUUGUAUCAUUUCCUUUUUUUUUGCUCUCCUUAUUUUAGCAGGAGUAAAAUUAUUUGUGAAUAUUUUUUUUAAUUAAUCAAAAUUUGUUUGUUUCAUACCACCAUAUUUAAUUCAUUAAAAUUUUUUUUUGUUUUUGUCAAAAAUUUUGGGCAUUAAAAAAAAGAAGAAAUAGGUGGAUUGGGGAUUUUGUGUUAUAUUUAAAACAUCAUGCCUCUGUUGGACCAAAAUAAUAUAUUUACUUGCUGGUAUAUUUUAGAUACUCGCUGGACAGCAGCCUGUCAUUUUAAUCAGGAUUCGUAAUCCUCAAGGUGAAGGCAACGAAUGGCGGGGCAGAUGGAGUGAAUGGUAAAGACAACUCUUUCAUAAGUUAUUUGUAAAUUUUAUUUGAAGCCACCAUAUCAUAUUAUGUUUUAUUGCGGAAUACUUUUUUUUUUUCAAGAUGAUUAAAUUUUAUUACUUGCUAAUUGUCUUCGUAUCUUUUUUAAAAAUUUAGUAUUGAAUCUAUUUUUAGUGAACAGUUCACAGAGGGAUGAAUCUGUCCAGGACAGCAUAUUUAGCCUUGAAUUUAUGUUUAGUGAAAAGUUCACAGAUGAAUUAUGAAUGAAGCUUUCUUAUAUUUUAAUAAUGGACGUAACUGAAUUUAAUUUAUUAGAACAGCUAGUAAAAUAGAGGGAAAAUCAUUUCAAGUUUAAACCAAUUUUACAGAACUAAACGAGUAAUAAUAUGUCCCACGUUGGCUAGUAAUUUGUUUCUUUUAAAUGUAAUUAUUGCUAAACUAUAAUUUAAUCAGAAAACUCAUUAAAAUCAUCACCUAGUCCAUUAAAUUGUAUAUGUUCAGGUCCCAAGAGUGGCAACAGAUUUCCCCGGACAACAGAGCCAAACUUGGGCUCAUUGUCAGAGAUGAUGGCGAAUUUUGGUAAUUUGGGGAAUGUGUGUGGUGUAGAUGUUUGUCUAAUUUUUGGAAUGUGUGUGGUGUGGAUGUUUGUGUUUUUGAUGUGAUUUAUUUUCCUAGAAUAACAACUACUGGUACAUAAAUACCAAUAAGUACAAUACAUAAUGCUUCAUAUGUUUGUUUUAAAAUUUUAGGUAACUACAUGAAUUGUACAAGUCUAGGCUAUAUAUUUUGUAGCUGAAAUCUUAGAUAAAAUAUGAGGAUUCUUCAUGACAUUAUGGUAAUUUUAUUCUGUGCCAUUAAAAUUAAGAAGUAUAUGUUCCACCUAAGUAACAAAAUAAAGUUUUUAAUAAAAUGAACCAUUGUCUCCUAUCAGGAUGGACUUUGAGGACUUUUUAGGCAAUUUCGAUUCACUGGACAUUUGCAAUGUAACACCAGAUGCUCCCCUUGAUGUUCAGAAAAAAUGGCACACUGUUGAGUUUCACGGGCGCUGGAUUGAGAAUUUUAAUGCUGGUGGUCGACCAAUUAAAGAAGGUUAGCAUUUUAUUUCAAUAUAACUUGAAAUUCAGGAUAGAAAAAAAAAACAGAAUAAAAUCCAUGUAUAUUAACUUUUAAAGUAAUAUAAGUUUUAAUUAAAAUGCACUAUAAAGGGAACAAUCACAUUUUCAACCAUCACAACAUUAUUGGUUCAAUGUGAUUACAAAAUUUAUUUAUUUUUAAAUCAUAAAAUAUGAAACCAAAAAAAAUUAUGAUAGAUGGAAAAAAUAGUUCAUAAUUUAAAUAAUGCUUUUCAGUCACACUGUGUUAUUGAAAAGUUUCAAACAUCUUUUGGUGACUUCAUUUUCAUAUUUCAAUGAGCUGAAUAUUUUUUUAAAUAAUAAUUUUUUCUUUAAACAAUUCCAUUUAAAAGUUAUAACUAUUUCAAAUUAAUAUUGUCCCUGUUUCUAGAUACCCACUGGUCCAACCCCCAGUAUUUGAUGAAACUUGAGGACACAGAUGAAGAUGAGGACCGUGUGUGCAGUGUUGUUGUUCAACUAAUGCAAAAAGACAGGAGGCGAAUCAAGCAGAAGGGAGAAAUAUUUUUGUACAUUGGCUUCUCCAUUUACCAGGCAAGUUAAACAGGAUUAUUUGUCUUAAUGCAAAAAACACAUUUCUUCUUAUACCGCUUAUGUAAGCUAAGAGCACAAAAUAAUAAUUCAGCAAAGACAUAAGUGUUUUGGAAUUAUUUUUAGUGACACCUUAAAAUGUUAGUAACAAAUUCUCAUUAUUGAGUUACUGUUGUUAAAAUAGUUAGACACUCUUGCAGAAAGAAAAGGGCUACUCCCUGCCUCUGAAAAAAGACUUUUUUGAUGUCCACAAAGAGGUCUACACGUCUGGUGCAUUCCUCAACGUCAGACAGAUCACAAAAAGGUUCUCACUCCCUCCAGGAGAGUACAUUCUGGUGCCGUGUACCUGGGAGCCCAAUGAAAACGCUGACUUCUACUUACGUUUUUUCUUUGAAAAGGGGAAUAUUGUUGAGUGAGUCAGUUUAUUACUCCUUAACACUUAUGGACUAAGAGAUUGGUCUUUACAGUAAUGAACUCUAAGAGACUGGUCUUAAUAGUAUGGACUCUAAACGACUGGUUUUAAUUUUUUUCUUCUUAAUUAUUUUAUACUGAAAAAAAUAUGCUGUAAAUUGUGAUCCAAUUCAAAUACAGAAAUGUCAGGUAAUUGUGGUAGAAACAGCUUGAAAUAAAACAUUAUUUUUUUUUAUCUAACUGCCUUUGGCAUAAAUAACUUGUUAUGAUUGUCUUUUUUUAAAUUUAAGAGCUAAUUUGUUAAUAAUUAAUAGAGACAAAAUAAAAAUUAAAAAAAAACCAAAUAUUAUCAUAUUAUCAAGCAAUUUUGCAUGUUCAUCAGAAUGAAUAUUUUUAAUUUGCAGGUAUUGUGAUGACAAACCUGAAAAAGUUGAUGUCCAGCCAUUACCAGUGCCACCAGAUGGGAAGGCCAUUGAAGAAGCUUUCAAAAGUUAUUUCCACAAAGUUUCUGGGGAGGUAAUAGUAAUAGCAAUGAGUUUUGCAUUAGAUAUUAUCAUCUACCAGUUGUUGUUUGUGUUUGCUUUGGUGUAGACGUCCAUGUACAGCAAUGGUGUUUCUCCUCUUUUUAUGUCAAGUUAUCUUUAUUAGAUCUUGAAUAUUCUAAUUUUUUUGGUAAAGUUUUAAUUAUUCAUUGAUGUUAACUCUUCAGGAUAUGGAGGUGGAUUGUUUUGAGCUGAGAGAAGCUAUAAAUGACAGUUUAAAGAGAGGUACUUUCAUAUAAAUAAUUAAGAGCAAAUAAAUAAUAGCCAAUAUGUAUAAUGUUAUGUAAGUUUCUUUAAUGUUACAAAAUUACUCUUAUAAAAGUAUAUGCCUAAUCUGAAAGUUUGCUUUAAAAUAAUUUCAUUUAUUUCUAGUUCUAAGAAAUCAAAAUCUCUUCUUGAAAUGAAUUCAUUUAAAAAAGGAUACAUUUUUAAAAAAAUAAGAUAUUGAUUCUUGCUUUACAUUACCGGUAUAUCAGAUUAUCAUUUUUUUAAAAGUAUUUCUUUUGUUUCAGAUCCCUUGCAUCGAGACAUCAGUUUAGAAGCCUGUAAAACAUUUAUAAGUCUAAUGGAUGUAUCCUUUAAAAAAAUAUGCAUAGCUUUGUCCAGUGAUCAUCUUAUACAACACCUUUUUAAAUAUCACCUCUUGCUGUAAAGGUUUAUUACAUUUUUACAGAGUUUUCUUAGAACUUAUUACCAGUAACUAACUUCAGGUCAAAGUGAAAAAAUAAUAUGUCUAAACGACUCAAAUAACAUGGCUAUUAAGAGAGGGAGAGGCACCUUGAAUUAGAGUGCUUCUAAUGUGACUUGAAAGAAACAUAGUUAAAGUAAAACUUCAUAGGUUGCAGGUCUCCCAAAUUGUACACCUCUGUAUGUUGUUUAAAUCUUGCAGUCAGAUUUACCUUAAGUUUAGCUAAGGUGGAUGGUAGCGGUCGACUGGGAUUCGUUGAAUUUCAAUUUCUGUGGAGUCAUAUCAGGAGCUGGAAGGUGAGCAGUAAAUACAACUUCCUAUUUUAAAGAUAAAUGGGGUUGAAACAGUUUUAGAUUUAAACAAAUUUUAUAUUUAUCAAACUUAUUAACUUUUUCUAUCGUAGAUGAUUGUCAUCCAUUGACUUGUAUUACAAAAUAAGUCUAUUUUGAAGGUGAUCCCAUUCAGUUAGAAAAUUUUAAACUUAAUCUUUCUUCCAGACAAAAUUUUCUUGUAGAUGAAAUAAUCUUAAUUUAAUUUUUCUUCCGCAGAAAAUCUUCUUCCAGUUUGAUACAGACAACUCUGGCCUUUUAGAUGGCAGGGAACUGAGAUCAGCCCUUAGUGGACUUGGUGAGUUUAAGAUGAAAUGAUUUUUUUUUGAAUUUAUGGAACACUAUACCCUGUAAUUGUCUUAUUUUGAAAAAUGUGACUCAUUCCAUCUGUAGUAUAUAAGCCCUUCAACUAAUUCUAUUUAUCGAGAUAUUUAUUUAUUUAUUUAUUUAGGCAUUUUUAUAUAGCGCUUAUCAUAAAGCUCUAAGCGCUUUACAAUUAUUAAAACAUGUAAACUAAGUAAAUACAAAUGAGACACUAGGAUAGUAACUACUAUUCUAUAGAAACAAUGAAAAUGGCUAUAAAACGAGGACACUUUGACACUUCAGGAUCAACCCGAAACAGAAAAUGAGGUAGGGCAAGGAGGGUGCAUCACAGGUCAUAGGCGGACCUAAACAGAUGAGUUUUAAGGGACUUUUUGAAAAUGGACGAGGUUUCACUAUGACGUAUAUGGAAGGGGAGCUGGUUCCAGAACGUGGGCCCAUGGAAGCAGAAGGAGCGUUCACCGAUGGUCUUAGUUUUAGUUCUUGGGAUUGAGAGGGUUCUACUGUCAAUGGAAGAACGUAGUUGUCUUGUGGGGAUGUAAGGAAGCAACAGUUCAGAGAGAUAGACAGGAAAGUGAGGGUCAGUGAACGAGUUGAAGCAAAGUUUGGCAGACUUGUAUUUGAUGCGAGAGGAUAUUGGAAGCCAUUGGAGUUGCCGCAUGUGUGGUUGAAUGUGGUCAUGUUUCUUUGAUAUCUGAGAUAUACAAGCAAACUUAUUGAAAUCUGAGCUUAUUUUCCCUUUGGGCAUAGAAUAUACAUUAAAUCAUUAAUUAAGAAUAAGAUUAAUUAGGUAAAAUGUAAAUAAUUAAAAGUAUAAUUCUGUCUGUCUCCAGGCUACAAAGUGACCAACAAGUCGUUGGCCUCAUUGUUGUUCCGUUUCGCUGACCAAAACGGAAAGAUAAAUCUUGAUGACUUUCUCAUUUUGAUGGGGCGACUGAUGAAAUCUUUCAGUAAGACCUAUGACAUUUCCAUGUCUUUUGUCCCGCUAUGCUUAAAAAAUUCAUCCUUCUUAAUUCCAUUAAAUUCCUACUCAAGAAUAUCCAGACACCAUUUGUUUUAUUGCAUGACAUAAGACAAAGAUGCCGAGUCUUCAAAUUGCAACGAUUCUCACUCAAAGGUUUUACAUCUCACAGUGUUCAAAUUGACUCCAUACAUUUUUAAAAAAUGAACUGUAGGCUGAAAUAUAUACUUUUAUUUAAUUUUUAAAAAAAGAGCCUGAGAAAUAGUUGUGAGUUUGACUUUGAAAAAUAGUUAUGACUUGAGAAAUAGUUAUGACUUGAUCAAUAAAAGAAAAUGAAAAGUCAAAUUUAAAACACUUCUAAUACUUUCUCUAAAUUUAUUCCAAAUGUAUUCCAUAUUUUUUCAUUUCAAAUGCAUUAAAUUAUUUUAUUUAAAUUGUAUUUCAUAUACCGCUAUAGUAAUAUUAAUUAUUAAUUUAAAACCCAUUACUUAUGUAUUUAAAUGUGCAAGGCUUAUAUUGGAGAUCAACCUGACAAUUUUCUUCAACAGAUUCAUUUCAUGAAUACCAGAAGGACGGUUCAGCCACCAUCUCAUUAGAACAGGUAAAUUUUUCAUUAGAGCAGGUAAAUGCUAGAGACUCAUUACUUUUCUUUAUUUAUUAUCUAAAGCAAUCUCUGCCUGUAUUUCUACAGCAUUUGUCAUUCUCCUAGUCCUAGAGAGAAAAACUGGAUUCCCUAUACCUCAUUUUAAGAAAAAUGUAAUCCCACCAUUCAGUUAAAACAUUAAUUCAUUUGACCUUGACCUUUCAGUGGCUUGAGAAGAACCUGGUUUGAUUGAUGCAGUUAUUUAUGGCAGUGGACACAAUCAAAGUCAGCAAAGACCAAACAGCUUGAACAAAUUUUGGGGAUUAAUACCAGUACUUUAUAAAUUUAUUAUUUUAUUUUUAAAAAAUUAUUUUUUUUAAGAAGAGGAGAAUAAUGUUCAUGGUAAUAUUAGCCAGCGUGAGGGUCAUCAUUUUUCCUAAAGUUAUAUUAACACACCUAUUUGCACCGGUAUGUAGCCAAAUUAACUUUAUAAAGAUUUAUUUAAAGUUUAUGUACAUAAAAAGAACCAAGUCCUUAACUUUUACCAAGUGAGAAUACUAUUAUAACAUUCCUUCCCAAAAUCUAUGUAUUGUAUUUCGUACAAAAGUGGGUAAAAUGAAGAUCUGAUAUUUGAUAACUCAGAAAGAACACUGGAAUUGAAAAUUGAAUGGAAAUGAAUUAAAAAAUUUGUUUAAAGUUAAGUUGCAUUAAUUUGUAGUCAAUGGCAUUACUCUUACUGAGAGGGUUCUUAACUUAUAUGGCCUCUUUACCCAGUUGUACCCAUUAUUUAUAAAAAGGUUGAAAACAGCCAUUUAUUUUCAUUCGAGUGGCCAUUUAUAUUUAUAUCUUUUUUUUAAAUGUGUCAUGUGAGUAUGUAAGCACAUACUUUUUUUAAAAUGAUUAUUUCUAUAUUUACAUUAUGUAAGUAACACUGCCCUGUUUAUCGUUGUUUUCUGAGAUCAUUUCUGAUCUUAUACCAGUAUUCAAUCCUCUUAUCUCCACUGAUUUGUUUUUACCAUGAGUCCUAUUUGGCAUGAACUCAGAACAUUAGUAUUUUUUAUGGCUUUUACUUUUAGCUUUAAAAAAGUGUAAACUUGUUUUUUUUUAAAUCUUUUUUUUUUUUCUAUUAUAGUUAUAGUCAUAUCAUAACCAUUUAAUCUCAUUGAUUUGAAGAGCAUAAACCGACUUUGGGAAUAUUAGGAAUUCCAAAGUAAAAUAUAUAUAAUAAAUUAUAUACCGGUAGUAAGAAUUAGAACUAUGCAAUGAAAGGUCAUAUUUGUAUUUAAACAUUAAAAAAAUCAUAAAGGGCCAAUUUUUUCUUUUGUUAUCUAAUUUACUGUGCUUCAAGCAGGUGAAACCCAGGUGAUGAAUUUUUUCAAUUUGACACUGAACUUGGAAAUGACCACUGAAAAAUCCAAGAAUUAGGCUAAGAACAGUAUUUAUAGUUUGUCUCUAUCAAAUCAAUUCUUUUAUUUGUAGUGACUAUAAUUCACACGUGGAUAAGAGUGACUAUAAUUCACACAUGGAUAAGAGUGACUAUAAUUCACACGUGGAUAAGAGUGACCAUGUGGAUAGGUUUUACAAAUAAAACAAAUACUCCUGCCCAAAAAUAUUGAUUCUAAUUGAUACCUGGUCACAUUCAAAUUAUCCCUAUAAAAUUUGUUAAAUUGUUUGGUAAAGAGGGAUUGCACUACCUAGGCCAAGGGUCCUGUGACGUUCAGCUUGGCUUGAUGAUCAAGUCCUGCAUUGCCAUCGAGAAGUUACGACUCGUGAUAAACAUGUUGUCUUAUAGUAUAUCUUUUCUCUGCUCCUUUUGUUAACAAUCCUUC
This is a messenger RNA of Lymnaea stagnalis (great pond snail), 10928 nucleotides long. The record is from the annotation of a GenBank genome assembly. NCBI's taxonomy places the organism in Eukaryota, Metazoa, Mollusca, Gastropoda, Lymnaeidae.